AUGCAGUACGUAAUGCUCUGCUGGGAUCGAAAAGAUCAUCGCAUUACUAUCAAGACUAUCAUACUAGUCAAAGUGGGACCGUCAAUCAUUGCUGAAAUCAGGAAACAAGACUUGGGGAGUAGCUCAUCUGAAUCAACAAUGAUAAGGUCAGCAGUGGGUGUGAUUCUGGCUGUCAUCCUUGCUGUCACAGUCGCGUCGUACAUGACAGUGUCGCCGCCUGGAGCAGUUUACAUCGACCCCCUACUAUAUAAUGUUGUAGGAGCAAACUACACAAAAUGGCGCAACUCUUCCGCUAUUGGCUUUAACCCCACCAACACUGCACCCCCAUUCAUUCAGGUCUUUGACCGCUCGUUCCUCGAUGUCACAGGACCAUCUGCCACCAUUCGUAAAAUUGCUUCGAACCCUGACUUUGCUUUUGCCCAUGAGGCACCCAUCUAUGUUGAAGACCUCAACUUGGUCUUCUUUGCAAGCAAUGCCGGUGGUGCACUUGGGUACAGUGGCUGGCAUAACAACAGCGUUGUUGGUAUGAUCAACAUGACAGAAGUCGACACAGGCGCUGGCUUCUACGGCUGGAGAUUGGGUCGCUCCGCUUGGUCGUUGAUGCUUAACCGUCAUGACUUUCAGCUCAACCUCUCCGAUAAUGUCCAAAUGGUCAACGGGGGAACAGGCCCAUACAAGGGAGACCUUCUGUUCGUCACCUCAGGUCGUGCUUUGCUUCCUCCUUCUAUUGUUCGCGUCAAUCCCAACCCUCCCUACAAUACCACUGUUAUCCUGGACAACUUCUUAGGCAGGCAGUUCAACUCGCUCAAUGAUAUCAAAAUCCUCCCUGGCACGAACAUUAUGUUCUUCACCGAUCCCGCCUACGGGUGGCUUAAUGGUUUCCGUCCUGAACCAAUGUUACCAUCACAAGUAUACCGCUUUGAUCCAUCCACUGGGCAGGUCAGAGUUGUCGCUGACCAGUUUGUACAUCCGAAUGGUAUUGCAUUCGCACCCAAUGGCAAAACUGCAUUCAUCACCGACACGGGUGUUCUUGGAGGCUUCCUCGGAACGAACCAGACCUUUCCAGCCACAAUCUAUCAGUUCGACAUUGACCCAACGACGCAGUCGUUCACGAAUCGUAGAGUGUUCGCCUACAUUGACUCCGGUGCACCGGAUGGCAUUCAGCUUGAUACCAAGGGUAACGUUUAUUCCGGUUGCGGGGAUGGUAUUAAUGUCUGGAAUGGCGAAGGCACACUCAUUGGAAAGUUCUACCUAAACAGCACUACAGCUGAGCUGAUCUUCACGAAGUCUGGUCUCGUUAUUUUGGAGGAAACGGCGAUGACCAUAGUUCAGCUAAAUCCUGAAGGCCCGGCCCAGUGCUUGGUUCGCGCAUUGGAAUGGGCGCCUUUCCAUCCCUCCGUCGGGCGAUUCGAAUAUUUCGAAUAUCUCCCAACGGAGAUACGAGAGCCGAACAUAGGUGAUAUCUGCGGACAAGCUGAGGAAGUGCGAAACAGGAUCGUUCCUCAGCUGGCUGUACAAAUGCAUACCAACUCCAGGGCAUCCGAGACUCUGCAAGUCACAUAUAUGUUCACGAUCCCGUACUGA
Suillus subaureus is the source of this 1584-nucleotide messenger RNA. RefSeq lists its product as uncharacterized. The transcript has 10 exons. The record is from RefSeq and is a predicted model, not a curated record. NCBI's taxonomy places the organism in Eukaryota, Fungi, Basidiomycota, Agaricomycetes, Boletales, Suillaceae. The coding region runs from base 1 to 1584 and encodes 527 amino acids.